AUGCUACCAUACACCAUCUACAUCAUUGCCAAAACGGAUUUGAUCAAGUACAUGCUAACAAGACCAAUGCUGAGAGGCAGAAUUGGAAAAUGGACUCUGGCCUUGACAGAAUUUGCCUUCAGAUAUGUUCCCCAGAAAGCUGUCAAGGGACAAACUGUGGCAAACUUCCUAGCAGACCAUCCGGGUGAAGAAAUUGAAAACAUGGAUUCCUUGGAUAUAGCAAAUGCAGAUCUAUUGAAAAGAGCUCAUACCUGCUUGAACAAUCCUAUCUAUUCAGUACACCUUACACCUUGGAAGCUAUACUUUGAUGGAUCAAAGACUGAUAUAGCUUCUGGGGCAGGAAUUGUUUUGGAAGAACCACUUGGAAUCAGACACUGUUAUUCUUUCCAAUUGGAUUUCCAGUGCACCAACAACAGGGCAGAAUAUGAGGCUCUAAUCAUUGGCCUAGAAAUGCUGGUAGAAUUAGGAAUCCAGUUUGUUGAAAUUUUGGGAGAUUCUAUGCUUGUGCUAAAACAAAUUGUUGGGGAAUACAAGUGCCUAAGUCCCUCUCUAGCCGUCUACUUAGUGGCAACUAGGAAUCUUCUAACAGAAUUCAGAGAAGCUACUUGGGAGCAUAUCCCAAGGGAAGAAAACUUUGCAGCCAAUGAAUUGGCUCAGGUAGCAAUAGGCAUACAAAUGCCUGAAGAUUGUGUGCAAAGAAUCAUCAAGGUAGGGAAGAAAAGCCUACCAUCUGUUCUGACUAGAGGGAUGGAGAUAGAUGUCAAUUCUGCCAUGAUCACUGAAGAUGAUUGGAGAAAUCCUGUCAUGACUUACUUACAAUAUCCAACUCUGUCCUCUGAAAAGAGAGUCAGAAUCAUGGCUAUGAACUACCUUAUGUGGAAUGAAGAUUUGGUCCGAAAAAACAAGGAUGAGAUACUAUUAAGGUGCCUCGGAAAGAAAGAAUACAUGAAAGUCAUGGGGGAAACUCAUGAAGGAAUAUGUGGAGCUCAUCAAGGAGGAAGGAAAAUGUGCUGGUUAAUUAGAAGGUAUGGCUACUUCUGGCCAACCAUGAUGAAAGAUUGCAUUGACUAUUCCAAGGGGUGUGAGUCUUGUCAAAGGCAUGGCCCAAUCCAGCAGGCUCCUUUAGUUCCCAUGAAUCCAGUGGUAAAGUCAUGA
Molecule: messenger RNA, 1155 nt
Organism: Prunus mume (Japanese apricot)
Lineage: Eukaryota; Viridiplantae; Streptophyta; Magnoliopsida; Rosales; Rosaceae
Source: RefSeq, a predicted model, not a curated record